GAGGGGGUGGGGGAGGAGGGAAAGCGGCGAGUAAGAUGGAAGAUGAGGAGGUCGCUGAGAGCUGGGAGGAGGCGGCAGACAGCGGGGAAAUAGACAGACGGUUGGAAAAAAAACUGAAGAUCACACAAAAGGAGAGCAGGAAAUCCAAAUCUCCUCCCAAAGUGCCCAUUGUGAUUCAGGACGAUAGCCUUCCCACGGGCCCCCCUCCACAGAUCCGCAUCCUCAAGAGGCCCACCAGCAACGGUGUGGUCAGCAGCCCUAACUCCACCAGCAGGCCCGCCCUUCCCGUCAAGUCCUUAGCUCAGCGGGAGGCAGAGUACGCCGAGGCCCGGAAGCGGAUCCUGGGCAGCGCCAGCCCCGAGGAGGAGCAGGACAAGCCCAUCCUCGACAGGCCAACCAGGAUCUCCCAACCUGAAGACAGCCGGCAGCCCAACAAUGUGAUCAGACAGCCAUUGGGUCCUGAUGGGUCACAAGGCUUCAAACAGCGCAGAUAAAUGCGGACAAGAAAGGACACCGCCGCUGCUGCUGCCACCGCCUUUUGGGUCGUCCGCCGCGGGUUGCACUGCCGUGGCAGACAGCUGGACUUGAGCAGAGGGAACGACCUGACUUACUUGCACUGUGAUCCCCUUUGCUCCGCCCACUGUGACCUUGAACCCCAUGCACUGUGACCGCCUCCCUUCUCCCCCUUCCCACUGUGAUUGGCACGUCUACAAGGGCUGUCCCAAGUCAAUGGAAAGGGAAAGGGUUGGGGAGAGGGGAGGGUUGGGGGGAGCCCAUCAAGGACUCAGAGUAGAGAGUCAGACAGUGCCACUUGGCCACUUGGGGUAAAGCCAGUGCCAGCAAUAACAGUUUAUCAUGCUCAUUAAUUUGGGAUUUCAGAACACAAUUGAGAACUCCCACCUGCCCACCCGCCCCGCCCCCCAAGUGCAUGUCUUCAUCACUUAGAAGCAAGUUCCAUUCGAAAAAUAUCCUUUCUUUUUUUUUUCUUCUUCCUAUUUUUGUUUGUUUAUACAGAUAAUCUGAUUUGCAAGGAAAAGUGCAUGGGAGGGGGUUUAGCAGUUUAAUGAAUUUUUAAUUGAGAAAGGGUAGUUUGAUAGUCUACUUAAAAAAUGUUUCUGGGAAAGUCGCUGGAAACAUUAACCAAUAGGAUUUUGGUGAGCUUAGCUUCUGUAUUCCUACUGCCGCCCAGAAAAGGGGCAGGGCUCUGCAGCCCCCAGGACAGAUGAACACCCCAUGCCUAUACCUCCCUCCCCAGCUAAGUCCAGGGCAUCUUGGCCCUACCUGGCGACUGGGCUAGCUCUAUAGGCUCAGAGAGCCUGGGGAGGGUUUUAACCCCACCUCUAGUAUUUUGGGAGAUUGGGAAAGUGCUCAGACUUCUCCCAUCCCAUACCCCUCAGGGUAGUUCCCUACUAGCCAGGCUUUGCUACUUCUAGAAGAAAGUAGGGAGUGAACGCACUCCUGGGCUUUGGAGUGAGGGCUGCGAGACGUGUCUGCAGUAUUUUGCUGUCAUCACCAGGAAAACCAGGAGUGAGUCGGGCUUCGGGCCUGUGAAGCCUCUGCCUUGGGUGGUGGGAAGCCAGCUCUGUUGAUGGCCCCAGCGAGGCAGCGACGCCUGGUGCAUUUCCUUUGUGAAAUCCCUGCCCUGGGAGCAGGCCGUGCUGAAGAGUCAGAUGGUGUAGAACUGUAACUGCAAGGACGGUGGGGACAGGCUGGUUUCUCCGAGAGGCCUUGUCUAUCCUUGACCCCUCUCCAGAGCAAGGGCCUGAAAUGGAGGCAGUUUCUCCUCCCUCCCCAGGGCUAGAGACGGGCGUUGGCUCCCCAAGGGGAAGAGGCUGAGAGGGCGGCUGCGCUGUGUGCGCGCGCGUACCCCAGCUCCUCUCCGGCUUUCUGGUCUCUUCCAUUGCACUGCGCCUUACCCCCCAAACAGCCCGCCCGCCCGCCUUCCCACUCUGUGGAUGAGUUUUGGAGUGGCCGGUGUGGUGAUUUACAAUUAUGGCAGCUCCCAGUGGCCAAGGAGGAGGCAGGCCGGGUUUUGCAGGCUCGUUCCACCUUUAGCUUCCCUGGGCCUGGGCCCGGCAGGCCAUGUCCCUGUACAUCUUCCCCGCCGGAGGAAGGGCCAGCCGCGGCUGAGUCAGCGACUCGUUCCCGCCACAGCCCUCUGCUGUGUGCAGCUGGGAGGUGGUCUGCAAGCAAAGCUGGACAGAGCAUCAGCCGCCAUGAACCCCCGGGGAUGGAAUGGUACCCACAGGCUGUGCUGAGGGGACACCUCCUCGAGGAGCAGGCCGGGGGGAAGGCUGACUGCUGUCUUCCUGUGCCACUGCCCUCUGUCUCUCCAUUGUCAGUGUACGGUGGUGCCCAUCCCUCAUGGAGUGGUGAUGUCUGGCCCGAGGCGGGGCCGUCCUGGCAGUGGGAGAGGUGCAAGUGGUAGGCCAGCCGGGAGGCCGGAAGAGCAGGUUGCUCAGCUCUCGGGACCACCUGUGCUCGCCCUUCCUCUAGCGGAGCCAAAGGGAAGGCUGGCUGCUGGGUGUCUGGACUGGGGACGGAGCGGGGAUCGGUGAUGCCACCUCCCUGCGGCCAAAGACGGGGCUCUGCCCGCUGUGUGCCUGUGGCCACCCACCAGCAGUCAUACCCUUGGCCUCCCGGAUGGAGAGGUGGCAGGCAAAAUAAAAGAAAGAGAAAUGAAAACAGGAAACUGUAUUGUGUUGGGGGGAGGUGGGAGGGGAGAUGGGAGAACGGUUUGGAGUGUGUGUGUGUGUGUGUGUGUGUGUGUGUGUGUGUGUGUGGUGGUUUGCGGGGGCUUUUUUUGUUUUGGUAGUUGUAUGUAACUUUCCUUAAGUGCGCUUUUUUUUUCCUCCUUUUUUAAAGCUGCAGGCUUUGGCUUGGAAAACCCUGGGGGGAUUGGGGGGCAGAAACCUGAGGCUGCUGCCCCUUUAUCUGCCUUCAUGGUACUGUCCCCUUUCCCCAGCACCCCCCUGACCCCGCGAGCCAGGCCUCUGACCUUCCAGCUCACCGCUUCCCACGAGCCACUACUCUGAAGUCAGCCUAUAACCAAAGGAGCUGGGGGGGUCCAGGCCUGGUGACCAACCCUUCUCAGCCCACUCAAUCAGGGUGCUCCCCACCUGCAGGCAGGGGGCAACACCCUAUCUGCUACCAUCAGCCCCCUCCAGGGCCCACUGCCCUGCCCCGCCCUGUCCAGCCCAGCCAUACCCUGCUCUGCCCCAUCUGGGGGUGCUCUGCUCAGGGAUGGGCCGGCAGGGCUGCCCCCAGCCUCCCUGUUGAGCAGAGACUCCGGGAACCCCUGGAGUCCUGUCUUCUGGCCAUGUGAUCCCAGGGGUAUGCAUGGGCCCCUUGGGUGUCUGAACAGAAGGGCAUGGAGGGAGGGCCGCACCCCUGCAGUCUGCCCUGCUGGCAUGGCGGGCAGCUGCCCACCCUACCCCGCACCGCGGGCUCCUGAGUCGGCAGAUUAAGCAUUUUAUAAAUUGUAUUUUAAAUACAUGUUUUAAACUUGUCA
Molecule: messenger RNA, 3511 nt
Organism: Sorex fumeus (smoky shrew)
Lineage: Eukaryota; Metazoa; Chordata; Mammalia; Eulipotyphla; Soricidae
Gene: SZRD1
Product: SUZ RNA binding domain containing 1
Exons: 4
Coding region: 36-494 (152 amino acids)
Source: RefSeq, a predicted model, not a curated record